AUGAACGGUGACACAACAACAGAAGGAUACGAAGUGGAGAGAUGUGGAGAAAGUGAAGCAAUUGAUGAAGAAUCAACGGUGUCUCCUGAUGCCGAGGAUCCUCUACAAAUUUUUCGUAUGCCAAAGAAGAUGAAAUUAGCCGAUAAUGUGAAAAAUUCCGAUGAAAUAAUUUCAAAAAAUCAGCGAUUUUGGAGAGAAACUCUUCAAAACCAAAAGAUUACCAAAGUCUUGGCACCAAUGGUGGAUCAAAGUGAACUGGCAUUUCGGUUAUUCACACGAAAGUAUGGUGCACAGUUGACAUUCACUCCCAUGAUCCAUGCUCAUUUAUUUGUCAACGAUGGAACAUAUCGCAGGAAUGCAUUGGCUUUAGUGAAAGCUGAUAGACCGCUCGUUGUACAAUUUUGUGCGAACAAAGUGGACACUUUUCUAGCUGCUUGCCGUCUUGUUGAAGACGUUUGUGAUGGAGUAGAUCUGAAUUUGGGAUGUCCGCAAAUGGUUGCGAAGCGAGGUCGAUAUGGUUCUUGGCUUCAAGACGAAGUAGAUUUGAUUUGUGAAAUGGUGUCAGCUGUAAGGGAUUACUGUAAGAUUCCGGUUUCCUGUAAAAUACGCGUAAGGGAUGAUCGUCAAGAAACAAUCAGCUACGCUACACGAUUAGUUGAUGCUGGAGCUACUAUGUUGACAGUUCAUGGUCGCACGAGAGAUAUGAAGGGAGCUGAGACGGGCCUGGCCGACUGGACGCGAAUCCGAGAUGUUGUAGAAGCUGUUGGAUCUAGAGUGCCAGUGAUGGCGAAUGGAAAUAUUCAGUUCCCAGGAGACGUUGAAAGAUGCAUGGAAGCGACGGGAGCAGUUGCAGUGAUGUCUGCUGAAGGGCUUCUCUACAACCCACUGAUAUUUGAUGAUGCUAACGCGCAUGUGGAAACAUGGAAAAUCGCAGCUGAAUAUCUUGAAUAUGCUAGGGAUUUCCAUGCAGGAACAAGCGCGAUUCGAGCUCACGUCUUCAGAAUUUGUCAUCAUAGCCUACUAGAGUAUGAAGAUCUUCGAAUGCGUGUUUCUCUGGAGCAUCGUGUCGAAGAUUUUGAGAAUAUCGUUGAAGAGUUGGGAAAGAGGGCGAGAGCAGAUGCAGAAGCAGGAAAAGAACGAGAAGUUGAAGCAAGAAAGUUAUUUGAAAGUAUCAGAAAUGGACAACUUAUGGAUGCCAUCGAAGUUUCAAAGCAACCUCAUUGGAUUUCAAAACCCUAUUUCCGUUUGAAAGAGGUUGCCAAAGAAUCGAUUGUUGGAGAAGGCGAGAAGACGUUCAGAGAAAAACAGAAGGAAAAACUCGCACAAACUGCCAAAGAAAUGGGCGUGUCUAUGAAACAAGCUCGUAAAAGAGAACGUCGUCAACUGACAGGAGCUCGGAUACUGGAAGCAAAGAAAAUCAAAUUUCCGCCAUGUGCGAGAUGUGGUCAGCCAGCUGGACAAGGAUGUGUUCAUAGCAAGUGCAAGAAAUGCUGUAGAUAUCAAUGCAAACAUGAACAUUUGGACUGUAAAGCUCAUCGUUAUCUUUUCGCUAAUCUGCCAUCUGAAUCUGUAAUCGAGGUCUGA
Messenger RNA from Caenorhabditis briggsae, 1584 nucleotides. Lineage: Eukaryota; Metazoa; Nematoda; Chromadorea; Rhabditida; Rhabditidae. Gene Ontology annotation, biological process: tRNA processing. The transcript has 11 exons. Gene Ontology annotation, molecular function: flavin adenine dinucleotide binding; tRNA dihydrouridine synthase activity. The record is from RefSeq and is a predicted model, not a curated record. The coding region runs from base 1 to 1584 and encodes 527 amino acids.